AGCGGCGAUGCGCGGUUCCGCGUUUGAUUCAGGUGGACCGGCAGCUGCACGAGGUCAAGUUCUACCCCAAAUCCUGGUUUUCCAUCGAGAUGGCUGACAAAGAAGCUUUUGAUGAAGCUGUUGAAGAGCGGGUCAUCAAUGAAGAGUACAAAAUAUGGAAGAAGAACACGCCAUUUCUUUAUGAUUUGGUGAUGACACAUGCUUUGGAAUGGCCCAGUCUUACAGUGCAGUGGCUGCCAGAUGUCACAAGAGUUUGGAGGAUUUGGCUCGGUGACUGGAAAGAUAGAGAUUGAGAUCAAGAUCAAUCAUGAGGGAGAGGUGAACCGUGCCCGUUACAUGCCUCAGAACCCAUGUGUGAUUGCUACAAAGACACCCUCCUCUGACGUACUGGUGUUUGACUACACUAAACACCCAUCUAAGCCAGAUCCCAGUGGAGAGUGCCAACCUGACUUGAGAUUGCGGGGUCACCAGAAGGAAGGUUAUGGGCUAAGCUGGAAUCCAAGCCUGAAUGGAUAUUUGCUGAGUGCAUCAGAUGACCACACCAUCUGCCUGUGGGACAUCAAUGCAACCCCCAAGGAGAACCGGGUCAUUGAUGCCAAGACCAUCUUUACAGGGCAUACAGCUGUGGUUGAGGAUGUAGCAUGGCAUCUUCUCCAUGAUUCUUUGUUUGGAUCUGUGGCCGAUGACCAGAAGUUGAUGAUCUGGGACACAAGGUCUAGCAACUCCAAUCAGCCAUCCCAUACUGUUGAUGCACAUACAGCUGAGGUCAACUGCCUCUCCUUCAACCCUUAUUCAGAAUUCAUUCUUGCCACUGGAUCAGCUGACAAGACAGUGGCUCUGUGGGAUCUACGGAACCUAAAGUUGAAGCUCCACUCAUUUGAGUCGCACAAGGAUGAGAUAUUCCAAGUGCAGUGGUCCCCACACAAUGAAACCAUACUUGCAUCCAGUGGCACAGACCGCCGCCUCCAUGUCUGGGAUUUGAGCAAGAUUGGAGAGCCACAACAGCCUGAAGAUGCUGAGGAUGGACCUCCUGAGCUUCUUUUCAUCCAUGGUGGCCAUACAGCCAAGAUCUCGGACUUCUCAUGGAAUCCAAAUGAACCUUGGAUCAUUUGCUCAGUUUCGGAAGAUAAUAUCAUGCAGGUGUGGCAAAUGGCUGAGAAUAUAUAUAAUGACGACGAUCCAGAGACAACAAAUUCAGAGAUUGGAGAAGGAGCUGGUACUUCAUGAAGAAUUUCCUCCCACCCACUUACACACACACUCUGCCAUUCUUGGCCCCCUCUGUCUUGAAUUUGUGUUUUCAUUGCUUAUUUGUACCCUUCCAUCACAUUGCAUUCAAUGGUCUUAUGGAACAUGCGCUGUUGACAGGGCUGA
Molecule: messenger RNA, 1371 nt
Organism: Darwinula stevensoni
Lineage: Eukaryota; Metazoa; Arthropoda; Ostracoda; Podocopida; Darwinulidae
Source: the annotation of a GenBank genome assembly